Messenger RNA from Hevea brasiliensis (rubber tree), 978 nucleotides. RefSeq names its product separase-like. Gene Ontology annotation, biological process: proteolysis; meiotic chromosome separation. Bases 349 to 801 code for a protein of 150 amino acids. The transcript has 2 exons. Gene Ontology annotation, molecular function: cysteine-type endopeptidase activity. The record is from RefSeq and is a predicted model, not a curated record. Lineage: Eukaryota; Viridiplantae; Streptophyta; Magnoliopsida; Malpighiales; Euphorbiaceae. Gene Ontology annotation, cellular component: nucleus; mitotic spindle; centrosome.
CAUUCAUGGCUUCGCUCAUCGAAUCCAAUCUAAUUUCCAAGCUCGAAUCCUCCACUUCUACUCCUAUCUUCUCCCUCUUCUUCGAUUUCCUUAUCCCCUUCACCGAUCUCAAAAGCCCCAAGAAGCCCAAACUCCAAAUCCAGACACUCACUCCAUCUCUAGCUAAGCAGUUCCUCCCAUUCCUUAAUCGUUGUCUUUCAAUUUUACCAAAACGACUCUCUGAUCCUUCCAAAUUACGCUCCGAGAAGAAGCCAUGACCUCUUCUUAUAUUUUGGCCAUGGAAAUGGAGCACAAUACAUUUCCCAGCAAGAGAUUCAAAAGCUUGAAAUUUGUGCUGCUACUCUUCUGAUGGGAUGCAGUAGUGGUGCUUUGUCACUACAUGGGUGUUACACGCCACAAGGUACUCCUUUAUCCUAUCUUCUUGCUGGUUCCCCAAUCAUUGUUGCAAAUCUUUGGGAAGUUACGGACAAGGAUAUCGAUCGGUUUGGAAACGCUGUGCUUGAUGCCUGGUUAAAGGAAAGAUCUAGUGCUUCCACUAGUUGUGCCCAAUGCAAUUUACUAUUGAAAGAAUUUGAGGCCAUGAACUUGAAGGAUGGCAAAGUUACAAUCAAGAGGAAAGUCCCAAAGAAGAAAGAAACUGAAACUUGUGAUAGUGAAUCCUUGAAUUCUUGUAACCAUAGACCCAGGAUUGGAUCAUUCAUGAGUCAAGCUCGUGAAGCAUGCACCCUCCCUUGUUUGAUUGGAGAAUCUCCAGUGUGUUAUGGUGUCCCUACUGGCAUAAGGAGGAAGAAGGAUUUGUAGCAAUAUUAACCAGUUAUUUUAUUUUGCCAAAUUGGCUUGGCUUUGGAAUUUUUAGACCCAAUGCAAGUUAAACAUCAACGGAAUUAUGCCACAAGAUUCAGCUAACAUCCACUGAUAGUUUUCAUUUCCUGUGAAAUUGCAAUAUUCCUGUCAACGGGCAUAUGUGAAAUUGCAAUA